Dissoconium aciculare CBS 342.82 is the source of this 805-nucleotide messenger RNA. RefSeq lists its product as uncharacterized. The record is from RefSeq and is a predicted model, not a curated record. NCBI's taxonomy places the organism in Eukaryota, Fungi, Ascomycota, Dothideomycetes, Mycosphaerellales, Dissoconiaceae. The coding region runs from base 89 to 805 and encodes 238 amino acids. The transcript has a single exon.
CCGCCAUACAAACAUGCCUAGUAUGUACUGUACAUGCCAUGGAUUGCCCUGGUUCACACGGAUCCAUUCUCGAUGUGCAUUGUGAUCAAUGUCUGAAGGCGGUUUUUCAAGCCUUCUUUCCUGUCAAUUACGUGCCACUACUCCUGUACACUCACACCUAGCGGUGCGCCCACCGGAGAAUUUCACCAAACGGACCUUCCCAGCAAAGACCGGGCUGCGACCGAACAGCCCGCUUGCCACGCCCGCCUGCUCGCUUGCCAUGCCCGCCGAACUGCCCCAGGCCAAGCGGACGGCUCGAUCCCUCGCUUGUAUGCAAGGCCAUAUCAAUCACAUGACCCAUAGAAUUUGUCUGAAGGAAGGCACAAAGUUUAUGUCCUCGACGAAUCGCAGGGAGGUUGGAAAUUUAGGUGAUGAGAAACAGACGUACCUGCAGCGACAACACACUACUGGACCCGUCAGGUCUCACUCCCAACUAGACGCUACUGUACACCUGCAGGUCACCAUGGGCGGACUCUCGAUCAUCAAUCCAUCGUUGGAGGGAAGAGCCGCAUUUUCAGGGGCGAAAAGUGUUGUUCGCUUGGGAGUUUCGUAUAGAUUGGUUUCUCGCUUUUCAAUUGCGACCGCUACUGGAGAGACCCUGCAGCGAUCGUAUCGUCGUUCGAUGGACAUUGGAUCGGUUGCGGUGCAUGCCGUCCUGUUGGGCACCUCACUACCGUGCGGCGUAGAUGUCACGAUGAUCUCCGUAUCGUAUAUCGCAAACUCUUUCUCCCGUGAGUUGCCACUGAAACGAAAUGUACUAAACUAA